Molecule: messenger RNA, 1065 nt
Organism: Puntigrus tetrazona (Sumatra barb)
Lineage: Eukaryota; Metazoa; Chordata; Actinopteri; Cypriniformes; Cyprinidae
Product: paraneoplastic antigen Ma1 homolog
Exons: 1
Coding region: 1-1065 (354 amino acids)
Source: RefSeq, a predicted model, not a curated record
AUGGCUUUGGGAAAACAUCCUUCUUUAAAAGCAGAGUUAACCAGUUGGUGUGAAGAAGUGGGCAUCUGCGAGACACAUGCUGUGAUGUUGUUGAAUGUACCCACACGCACAGAAGUGGCAGUUAUUGAAGAUGUAAUGCAAGGGGUAAAAUCACUAGGAAGAGUUCGUGUAAGAGACACCAGAGAAGGACCUACCUCACAUUCUAUGCUAGUAUUGUGUGAAUGCAAACAAACUGUUGAUGUCACGCGUAUACCACCAGAAUUGACGCCUGAUGAAACAGGUGAACCCUGGACAGUUGUAGUAGUCUCUACAAAAGACACCUUACCUGACACUCCAUCAGAUGGAUUUACUGAAAAGCUUACAAAGUUUCUGACGGGAGAAGGAAAGUCAUUAGCGGAUGUACAAGCUUUGUUUUCUCCCCGCAGUUCAGCCGAUGGGUCCCCAGAAUCCAUCAUACGGGCCGUGGGUGAGAUUUUGGAAAAGACUGUGAAACCCUCUGGAGAAAGCAGUGCUUACAGACGUCUACGUACCUUUUCUGCCAUAAUGCCAACACCCAUGGGAGAGGAAAGUAUGGAGAACUGGAUGGAACAGGCCCGCUUAAUGAUAACAGAGUGUGAAUGCACCGAAAAAGAAAAACGACGAAGAAUUAUUGAAAGUGUUAAAGGACCGGCAUUGGAAAUAAUAAGAGCAGUUCGUUUCUCCAAUCCUGAGGCAAGUGCAUUGCAGUAUUUGGAGGCAUUAGAGAGCACAUUUGGGUCAUCUGAGUCUGGGGAGGACUUGUACUUUAAGUUUCGUUUGAUGCGUCAAAAUUCAGGUGAGGCUCUGUCUGAGUUUCUAAGACGUAUUGAUAAAACCCUGCACAAAGUAGUGGAACGUGAUGGACUGUCUCCUAGAUUGGUGGAUAAGGUUCGUGUGGAACAGCUGAUAAGAGGUGCUGUGCAUUCCGACAUGAUGUUACUUCAGUUAGGACUUCGUGAACGAAGGGAACGCCCGCCCUCAUUUCUAAGUCUGUUGAAAGAGAUAUACGAGAGGCUGAGGAAAAUGAAGCAGCCCGACACAGGAUGA